CUUUGCGCGAACGGAUCGUUUUUAUUUCGGGGGUGAAGAAGCACACACACGGGCUUUGCUUUUCUACUUUUCUGAUCGUUGCUCAGCUUGGCUCAGUUUGGCCUGGCGGCGUACUACAUUUCAGGCGUCGUCGUCGUUCUGUUUCUUUCCUCAAAAAUUAACGCGAUCUAAUCCUGACUCCGUCUGUCCGUCUGCCUGCAGUUGCUACAUUCUGGAUAUCUAAGCUCGCGUACGCUCAUACGGAUCUUAGAUUUCGCGGAGUUCGGUAUCGCGUUAAGCUGCUCGUCUGGCGGAAUCGCGCGUUUGUCAUUCGGUGGUGAGCCUCCUCGAAUUUAGGACGUGCUUCUCGUGGUCCAAUUUUUUGGUGGAGUUCUUGCGCUGAGGAUUAUUUUUUCGGAUUUUGGAAAUUGCCAUCAAAAACAGAACCGUUUAUUGAUUUUUUAUUAAAAAAAAAAAAAGAUCGAAAAUUUGUUGAAAAGUGUUGUUCUGGAAGCGUAAGAAUAUGAUCCUACAGUUGAUCGAUUCGUUUUCGAGAUUGUCAGGAUUCGUAGUUAACUUCCGCUGGAAGUGAAAGUGGUCGACGUGAUUCUGAAAUUUAUUGAAUGUACCUUCGUAUUUAACAUUGAGCGGAGAAGAGGAAUUAUUUGGAAAUUAUUUGAUAUUGGUCAACCAAGUGUUACAAUUAAAAAAAAGUUUCAACUCAAAAAGUGAUUUUAAAUUUUUUACAAAAAUAUUUGAAUGAUAACAAAAAUGUGAAGUUGGUGAAAAAUAAUUUGAAAAGUUUCAUGUGAAAAUAAGCAAAAAUUUUAUGUGAAAAUAUUUAACAAAAUUAUUUCUAAAACCUCAACUAGUCCCGGAUACUAAAAGGAAAUUAAUGAUUUGGAAUAGUGAAUCAUCUUGACAUUCACAAGCACCACCGAGCAUCCAGUUGUUGAAAAUCGAUUUUGUGGGAUUUGCAGAAGACUUGUUAAACUCUUAUUUUGAAAUAAUUGCCGUCGAUCAAAAGAUAUUUCGUCAACUGAUAGUAACCCGAUAGUGUGCUCCAUGCAAAAGAUUGUGGAAAUUAUACACCCCUCAAUACGAAUCCAUCAGCUUCCGGGCUGAGGAAGGUGGCUUGAACCGGAAGCCUUGACCGCGGAUCCAAGUGUGCUGUGCUGGCGAGUCGAACCACCCAAACAGAAAAAAAAGCCAAAAGCCAAACGCAGCAAGCCGCAAGGGAUGGGAUUGCACACCAACUACUUCAAAGUGGGACAAAAUGCUAGCAAUCAGCUGUUCGGCCUGCCGACACGUGGCUCAUCGGGUGGCCCAACGCCGCUAUCGAUGCUUAUUUCGCAGGGAGCGAAGUUCAACAACAAUCGGAUAGCAGUGAUUAUAUUCGGGAUUGCUACCCUCAUCACCGGUGUGAUAUUAUCUUCUGUUCCUUGGUUAAAUUUUUUCAUUAUGAAGAACCUGCGGCUAUGGAACGGCACGAUCAGCUUCCACUACUGGCAGCGGCCGGGUGUUACUAGGUUAACUAAGGUGUACAUAUUUAACGUUACGAAUCCGGAGGGAUUUCUCGCCGGUGAAAAGCCAAAACUAGUUGAAGUAGGACCAUUUGUUUAUAGACUGGUGUUUGGGUACGACGACACGUUGGUGGCACUAGCACAUCGCUUUUACCCUCGAAACAAACGGCCAAUGGCUCAGAUGGGUCUGCUCAACGGGCGCAAUGGGACAUUGGCCGAAUAUGCAACGAUGCACACUGGACACGCCGGUAUGGACAAGUUCGGUUAUUUCGAUAGGCUCAACGGACUGGAUCAUCUGCCAAACUGGGAACAGGAACCAUGCACCAGCAUCGAAGCGUCGGAGGGUUCAUUCUUCCCACCUCGUGAGGUCACCAACUCCGAUGUGGUCCACAUCUACGAUAAGGAUCUGUGCCGAGCGCUGCCCCUGGUCUACCGACAUCCGGUCGAGAAAGAUGGAAUUUCCGCUGAUCUGUACACCCUAGCUGAGGACGCCUAUGGUCCAGCAAACGAAAACAAUACCUGCUAUGAUGAUAAACACUACAAACGGUACCAAGGACUUCAGAACAUCAGCCCAUGCCAAUACGGGGCUCCGGUUUACAUCUCGAAUCCACACUUUUUCCAAUCUGAUCCUCAGCUACUGGAUGCGGUUGAAGGUCUCAACCCACAGCAGGACAUUCAUCAGACAUUCUUCAAAAUUCAACCGAAAUUGGGAGUUCCCCUGGAGGGACAGGUUCGGGUUCAGCUCAAUCUACUAGUCGAAAAAGCACCAAAUGUGAUGGCAACCAAAGACUUCCGGGAUUUUGUGUUCCCUAUCAUGUGGCUUGAAGAGGGUGUUAGUGAACUGACGCCGCCAAUCCGGCGGUGGAUCUACCUUGCCACCGUGUUUGCCCCCACGGCUCAACCAAUACUGUCCUACGGUGCCAUUCUGACGGGAACGUUCGCACUGAUCUAUGUGUUUGUGAAGGCGUACAAGAACUUCGUCUUCACUUCGGAUCCCUCGACGGAGUUCCUGGAAAUGGGUCGCCAAACGGUGCGCACCGGUGGAAACAUAAUCAUCAACGGCCAGCACCGGAUUCUGCUCGGCAGAGACAGCUACAUUCUGCUGAAAAACAACACCGAUCAUCACCAUAACAGCAUAACCACUAAUAGCAAUAACAACAACAAUGACGUCAGUAAUCACAACCUUAAUCUUAGCCAGCACGCAAAAGACCAAAGUCAGAGCCUGCUUAGCAGACAAACGGACUCACCUGCUUAGGGUCAGCGUCGGGAGAUGUACUUUCCUUUAAGCUGUUAUUAAUAUUAUUUCUAAUUUAGGGUCUUUUAAAGUAUUUCUCAAAAGGACGAUUUUUUGUCCAGCUUAAUUUAACUUAUAUACGUUUGGAUAGAAAAAAAAAGCGGUGAUAGACUGUGUUUUAUUAUUUCUGAGUGUUUCAAGUUUUUAUUUACAUUCGUUAUUUGUUCAGAUCAAAAUCUCUUCAUUUGCCAAGCUUUUGAAAUCACUAUUACAGUGUUUGUUGUAAGAUGCUCAUCCAUUCCAAAACGUCACCAAUUGCUCAAUGUUAAACUAGUGAGAAACGAAGAAUAGCUAAUUGAAAUUAUACAAAAAUAAACAAAGCAAAACUUUUAAACCUAGUUUAAAGUUCAAAUCAUCCUGUGGAAGGAUUUAAAACUCGAUUACCUGCAAUUUCAUUCCCAUUUAGUGAUGUAUGUAAAUAUAAUGUUAAAAACCCUCUCAAAUACCUCCCACGUAGACCAGUAAGAAAAGAUAAAAAAAAAAACUAUGUUAGCUAAUAAUAAAUUGUUGUAGUGAGGAUUGUUGAAUGAAACAUAAAAAAAAACUGUGCUAGUUUUGUAAGUUCCCAAACACUUUGUAAAUAUUACCUUGUAAAUAAUCAGUUGCCCACAACAACGUCAAGAACAGUUCCAAUCCUA
This is a messenger RNA of Uranotaenia lowii, 3434 nucleotides long. RefSeq names its product scavenger receptor class B member 1 (gene dsb). The transcript has 11 exons. Gene Ontology annotation, cellular component: membrane; cytoplasm. Gene Ontology annotation, molecular function: scavenger receptor activity. The record is from RefSeq and is a predicted model, not a curated record. NCBI's taxonomy places the organism in Eukaryota, Metazoa, Arthropoda, Insecta, Diptera, Culicidae. Bases 1219 to 2757 code for a protein of 512 amino acids.